AGGUACACUGCUUCGUUAAUUCCAGGAGCAUACAAAGAUAGACACAGCAAAAUCGACGAUGAAUGACACAACGAAGACUUUGAGCAAUGACUUCUCCGGGAUGACUGAGGCGACAAUAUUUUCGUUGAACAUCACGAUGAACGGUACGGACGAUGAAAGCGGUGGAGCCGAGGUGAUGUCAGAUCGAGUUGCGGGACUCCGACUGGCAAAUCAGAUAUUGUUGACCAUUAUCUCGCUUUCGAUGAUGGUUGGAAUGGGCUGUGCCAUUACUUUCAAGGAACUUUGGUGCCAUACGCGGCGACCGUGGGGUGUAUUGAUCGGCAUUUUCUGCCAGUACGGCAUUCUACCACUCGUUUCCUUCGCACUAGCUCACUUACUUAGCCUCAAUCCCGCAUAUGCUAUCGGCAUGUUAGUUGUGGCCUGUAGCCCCGGUGGUCUGGCAUCGAAUUUGUUAACUUACUGGAUCGAGGGAGAUGUCUCACUUAGUAUAUGCAUGACAACUGUUUCGACGUUCGUGGCGUUCGGCAUGAUGCCGCUGUGUCUGUUCAUAUACAGUCGUAGUUGGGCCAACCAAGAUGGCGUACCAUCCAUCCCAUACAUGGACAUCAUCAUCGCAUUGGUUUCUAUUAUCCUCCCAGUCGUUGUUGGAGUCUUUAUUCGUCAUAAAUGGGAGAAGAAAGCCGGACUUGUUAGCAGGAUUGGUGGUAUUCUUGGUCUUGUUGGCAUUGUCAUCAGUUUGAUUAUCCAAGGGAUGAUGAGCACCGCGCCAUAUCGGUCACCAUGGCAACUGUGGUCUGCCGCCUUCUUCAUGCCAAUCAUCGGGUACAGUUUCAGCUACCUGUUCGCCAAGAUUUGCAAACUACCAGUCCGCCAGCGUCGCACCAUUGGCAUCGAAACGGGUAUGCAGAACGUCGCCGUCGCUCUAACCGUCAUGGCUUUAUCCUUCCGCGAUGCUGGUCCCAUGGUGAAAGUAUUCCCUUCUAUCUACACCCUUGUUCAGUCAUUAUUCGUAUUGGUAACCGUUCCUAUAGCCGUACUGCACAAGCGUGUAUUAUCCAAAUAUAAAAUAAAGAUAUCACUCGUUCCACGUGAACCUAAACCAAGUAAAGAAAAGAUAAAUGACAAGGAAGCCGUUGACGAAGAAGAACCGGAUAACUUAAAGAUGGAAAGUGGAAGCAUAUCGAUAUCGAGAGGAGACAUGAAAGGCAACUAUAAGAUUGCCAGCUCACUAGACGAAUUCGUCAUUGAAGACUUAAAAGCAUCAAAAGACUUGAGUGAAUCGCAUGUGUAGUUGUUUGAACGAGACUUUGUUUAAAAAACUGCUUGAAUUCUGCAGGACAUGCAGAGUGUUAGAUGAAAGGUGUUAGCGCUGCCUAUCGUCAGCGUCAUGCUCCAAUUUGUGCUUAUAUCGCCCUCAGUGUUCAUAAUAACAACGCAAAAUUAGACGCAAUUCACAUUUGGAUACGUUUAGAUUUUAUGCAUAUCUUUUUUUGGAAAUCAUGCCAUGCCAAAUGAAUUGAAAUCAAUACAAACUUACUAAACACUGUACGUCAGUAUACAAUGCACGCAUGUAUCGCGUAGUGUAAACCCAUUCGUUGUUCACAUCGCAGUAAGACGUCAAACUAUCAUUGGCAAUGCAAAGACAAUUAACAUUUUAUUUUAUUUAUUUUAAAUGUUUUAGACGUAAUCUGUCCUAUUAUUUAUUGUCAUUAACGACGAAUAGAUAUUGCUCGUUUACAUCGGAGUUUAUAACAGUUAGGUUACUCGUGAACCGGUUGUCAUGGUUUUCACCUGAUAUAAACUGUAGUUUAUUUUUGGUUAUUUUGUAAACGUUACGCAGUUCAGACUAUGAGUUUCAUUGUUGAACUUGAAAUAUCGAACUAUCUUGUUGUCACCAAUGUUCGAUUUCCAAAUUAGGUGAUUUUGACUUCGUAUGACAACACGCUAGGAAAUGUGGAAUGUACGUGUUUUAUUUUUUCCCCAUUUUUUACCGAAAGUCAUUUUCUUCACCUAAGCUGCCAGGGUAGUGUUUUCCCAUUUGCCACAUGCACUACGCCGUCACCGCCAUGCUAAACUUAUUUUGUUGUUGGAAUUUCCUUUUGAAUUUACUUGAUUUUGUACAUAAACGCAUAUUUUACAGAAGUAAACUUGUGAAAGUUUUGUAA
Messenger RNA from Saccoglossus kowalevskii, 2165 nucleotides. RefSeq names its product ileal sodium/bile acid cotransporter-like. Lineage: Eukaryota; Metazoa; Hemichordata; Enteropneusta; Harrimaniidae. The record is from RefSeq and is a predicted model, not a curated record. Gene Ontology annotation, cellular component: membrane. Gene Ontology annotation, molecular function: bile acid:sodium symporter activity. Gene Ontology annotation, biological process: bile acid and bile salt transport.